Messenger RNA from Protopolystoma xenopodis, 477 nucleotides. NCBI's taxonomy places the organism in Eukaryota, Metazoa, Platyhelminthes, Monogenea, Polystomatidea, Polystomatidae. The record is from the annotation of a GenBank genome assembly.
AUGCCAGCCAAUUCUUCGGGUCAUCCCAAACGUCAGGGAUCCGGUCUGCUUUCUCACGGAGUCCGGCCUCGAUGCCGAGGCCGAUCCGCGGAUUCCUUACAGCAAGACCGGUCAUGGCAUGUAUCUGGCGUCCGAGUAUAUCCGAGAGAAAGCUAUAUUGGCAAAGCACACUUUGAAUACGGGAAUGAAGAGGAGGAUAGACAUCGAGUGAAUGAAUUAAGACCUGAAGAACAAGAUGUAUAUGGUGAAGAGUCUGAAGAGUCGGCCUGCUCUACUUCGCAGCAGGCUGACUGGUUGCCACGUCAUUUAAAACGCCCUUAUGAAAGAGACACUAUGGACCAAUUCUUCUAUUCGUUAGAAACUGAAUUGGGUGGACUACAGAAGCAGUUAAGGAGCACUGAAGCGACUAAUGUGACAAGGGUGGGUGGCUAUCUUUUGCACUUAACCAAAGAAUGUUUUUUUAUUUAUUUGUACUAA